GUGAAGACAGGCACACAACACCUGUGAUACUUCACACAUACAGACAGGAGCACAACUCAUGGGAUUCUUUACAUUUACAAUAUGAAGAUGUUUUUCAAAAGAGUUGGAACGUCAGCAAACACAAUGAGGCUGGAAACAAUAGCAAUACUUUUACUUACAGCAGCAACUACUACAACCCAAAGUACUGCAGACCCCACUACAUCCACAACCACUACAGCCCCAACUACAACCACAACAGACCCCACUACAACCACUGCAGCUCCCACUACAACGACUGCAGCACCGAUCACAACCACAACCACUGUAGCUCCCACUACAACUAUUGCAGCCCUGACUGCAACCACAACCACUGCAGCCCCAACUACAACCACAACCACCGCAGCCCCAACUACAACCACAACCACUGCAGCUUCCACUACAUCAGUAACCACUGCAGCUCCCACUACAUCCACAACCACUGCUGCCCCUACUACAGCCACAACCACUGCAUCCCCCACUACAACUACAACCACUGCAGCCCCUACUACAACGACAGCCACCCCCACAACAACCACAACCACAGUUACCCCCACUUCAACCACAACCACUUCAGCCUCUACAACUACGGCAAGCCCCUACUACAACCACGAACACUGCAGUCCCCACUACAACCACAACCACUGCAGCCCCGACUACAACCACUGCAGGUCCCACUACAACCACGGCAGACUCCACUACAACCACUGCAGCCCCAACUACAACCACAACCACUGCAUCCCCCACUACAACUACAACCACUGCAGCCCCUACUACAACGACAGCCACCCCCACAACAACCACAACCACAGUUACCCCCACUUCAACCACAACCACUUCAGCCUCUACAACUACGGCAGCCCCUACUACAACCACGAACACUGCAGUCCCCACUACAACCACAACCACUGCAGCCCCGACUACAACCACUGCAGGUCCCACUACAACCACGGCAGACUCCACUACAACCACUGCAGCUACCACUACAACCACAACCACUGCAGCCCCAACUACAGCCACAACCACUGCAUCCCCCACUACAACCACAACCACUGUAGCCCCUACUACUACCACAACCACUGCAGUCCCUACUACAACUACAACCACUGCAUCCCCUACUACAACCACAGCCAACCCCAGUACAACCACAACCACUGCAACCACAACUACAACCACAACUACUGCAGCCCCCACUACAACCACAACAACUGCAGCCCCACCUACAACGACAACCACUGUAUCCUCUACUACAAACACAAACACUGCAGCCCCUACUACAACCACAAACACUGCAGUCCCCACUACAACCACAACCACUGCAGCCCGUACUACAACAGCCACAACUACUGCAGCCCCCACUACUACAACCACAACCACUGCAGCCCCAACUACAACUACAACCACUGCAGUCCCUAUUACAACCGCACCCACAGCCAACCCCAGUACAACCACAACCACUGCAGCCCCCACUACAACCACAGCCACUGCAGCCCCCACUACAACCACAACCACUGCAGCCCUUACUACAACCACAGCCACUACAGCCCCCACUACAACCACAACCACUGCAGCCCCUACUACAACCACAAACGCUGCAGCCUCAACCACAACCACUGCAGCCCCAACUACAACCACAACCACUGCAACUCCCACUUCAACCACAACCACUGCUGCCCCUACUACAAUCACAACCACUGCUGCCCCAACUACAACCAUAACCACUGCAGCCUCAACCACAACCACUGCAGCCCCAACUACAACUACAAACACUGCAGCCCCUACUACUACCACAAUCACUGCAGUCCCCACUACAACCACAACCACUGCAGCCCCUAUUACAACCACAACCACUGCAACCCCUUCUAUAUCAACAACCACUGCAGCCCCCACUACAUCCACAACCACUGCUGCCCCAACUACAACCACAACCACUGCAGCCUCAACCAUAACUACUGCAGCUUCUACUACUAUCACAACCACUGCAGUACCAACCACAACCACCACUACUGCAGCCCUAAUUGCAACUACAACUACUGCAGCCCCAACUACAACCACAACCACUGUAUCCCCCACUACAACCACAACCACUGCAGCCCCUACUACAACAACAGCCACAACUACUGUAGCUCCCACUACAACCUCAACCACUGCAGCCCCUACUACAACCACAACCACUGCAACCCCCACUUCAACCACAACCACUGUUGCCCCGACUACAACCACAACCACUGCAGCCCCUACUACAACCACAACCACUGCAACCCCCACUUCAACCACAAACACUGCAGCCCCUACUACAACCACAAACACUGCAGUCCCCACUACAACCACAACCACUGCAGCCCGUACUACAACAGCCACAACUACUGCAGCCCCCACUACUACAACCACAACGACAGCCAUCCCCACUACAACCACAUCCACUGCAACCCCCACUUCAACCUCAACCACUGCAGCACCUACUACAACCACAACCACUGCAACCCCCACUUCAACCACAACCACUGUUGCCCCGACUACAACCACAACCACUGCAGCCCCUACUACAACCACAACCACUGCAACCCCCACUUCAACCACAAACACUGCAGCCGCUACUACAACCACAACCACUGCAGCCCCAACUACAACUACAACCACUGCAGCCCCUACUACAAUCACAGCCACUGCAGCCCCCACUACAACCACAACCACUGCAACCCCCACUUCAACCACAAACACUGCAGCCGCUACUACAACCACAACCACUGCAGCCCCAACUACAACUACAACCACUGCAGCCCCUACUACAAUCACAGCCACUGCAGCCCCCACUACAACCACAACCACUGCAACCCCCACUUCAACCACAAACACUGCAGCCGCUACUACAACCACAACCACUGCAGCCCCGACUACAACCACAACCACUGCAGCCCCUACUACAACCACAACCACUGCAACCCCCACUUCAACCACAAACACUGCAGCCGCUACUACAACCACAACCACUGCAGCCCCAACUACAACUACAACCACUGCAGCCCCUACUACAAUCACAGCCACUGCAACCCCCACUUCAACCACAAACACUGCAGCCGCUACUACAACCACAGCCACUGCAGCCCCCACUACAACCACAACCACUGCUGCCCCUACUACAACCACAACCACUGCUGCCCCAACUACAACCAUAACCACUGCUGCCUCAACCACAACCACUGCAGCCCCAACUACAACUACAACCACUGCAGCCCCUACUACUACCAAAAUCACUGCAGUCCCCACUAAAACC
Messenger RNA from Acipenser ruthenus (sterlet), 3289 nucleotides. Its product is annotated as GATA zinc finger domain-containing protein 14-like. The record is from RefSeq and is a predicted model, not a curated record. Lineage: Eukaryota; Metazoa; Chordata; Actinopteri; Acipenseriformes; Acipenseridae. The transcript has 3 exons. The coding region runs from base 82 to 3285 and encodes 1067 amino acids.